Erythranthe guttata (spotted monkey flower) is the source of this 1351-nucleotide messenger RNA. Its product is annotated as phosphoenolpyruvate carboxylase kinase 1. Gene Ontology annotation, molecular function: protein kinase activity; ATP binding. Gene Ontology annotation, biological process: protein phosphorylation. NCBI's taxonomy places the organism in Eukaryota, Viridiplantae, Streptophyta, Magnoliopsida, Lamiales, Phrymaceae. The record is from RefSeq and is a predicted model, not a curated record.
UUUUUUCUCUCUCUACAAUUAAUUCUUUCUCUCUCUAUAAAUAAACCCCAAAACAGCCAAAUUUGAGCAAAACCAGAAAAACAAAAAAACCACUAAAUACAAUACAUACCAUGUGCGACAGCCUAAAGGCAGACUACCAACUGUGUGAAGAGCUCGGCCGCGGCCGAUUCGGCGUCGUCCACCGCUGCUACUCCUCCGCCGCCGACACAUCCUUCGCCUGCAAAUCCAUCCACAAGGAUUCCCUCUCCUCCGACCCCACCGACCGCCGCUGCCUCGACGUCGAGCCUAAGAUCCUCCACCUCCUCUCCGGCUGCCCCGCCAUCCUCCGCCUCCACGACGUCUACGAGGACGACGAAUACCUUCACCUCGUCACCGAUCUCUGCGACGGCGGCGAUCUCUACGACCGCCUCUCCUCCGGCAUCCGCCUCCCCGAGCCCGACGCCGCCUCCGUCCUCAACCAAUUGAUGGUGGCGGUCGCUUGCUGCCACCGCUUGGGGGUGGCGCACCGGGACAUCAAGCCGGAUAACAUCCUGUUCGACUCGAGGGGGAGGCUGAAGCUCGCCGAUUUCGGAUCGGCCGAGCUUUUCGGAGUUUCCGAGAUGAGCGGCUUGGUCGGGACGCCGUACUACGUGGCGCCGGAGGUGCUGACGGGGGGUGAAUACGACGAGAAGGUCGACGUUUGGAGCGCCGGCGUUAUUCUGUACAUCAUGCUCGCCGGAGUUCCCCCAUUUUACGGCGACGGUCCGGCGGAGACUUUCGAGGCGGUGCUGCGCGGGAAUCUGAGGUUUCCGACCAAACUUUUCCGGUCAGUAUCGCCGGAGGCAAAAGAUCUGCUCCGAAAAAUGAUGUGCAGAGAUGUUUCUAGAAGGCUCUCGGCAGAACAAGUUCUCAGGCAUCCAUGGAUGAUCAAUGGAGGAGAGACUACAUAAAUGACGGAAUAAACCUGAGAUACUCUGUUAUGUCUGAGCAGCAGAAGGAAGAAUAAACUGUACAGUGCAGAGCAGGGAAGCCAACUGCAGAGGAUUCUGGAGAAACAAAAAGUAGUUAUGUUGAAAAGAGACAAAACUACUUUUUGAGAUUUUUGGUCGGAAUAUCUGAACCGUUGGAUCUGAUAGUAAAACUCUGAGAUGUACGGUUGUGAUGUGUUUAUCUAUAGAGGUAGAGAGGCUGUAGACAAAAUGGUAACUAGAAGAAACUUUAUGAGCUAUUAUGUAAAUUAGAUGUUUUUGUAAACCUUUCUCUGAUUCCCAUCGUUUUGGGUGUUUUUGUAAUAUAUGAGGUUUUGAGUGUUCGACUCGAACGGAAAUUUAUAUUUAAAGUUCGGUCAAUAUGGUAAUAAAUCGAACUCAAA